UGGACCUCGACUUCAGUCUGGAGGUUGAGACCGUGAGGGAGAGGUGCGAGCCCGGCGACUAUCCAACUACAACUGGCUUUACCCUAUAAGGAUAACAACCACAGCACUACAAGCAGGAUAUCGCUUUUCCCUGUGAGAAAUUGUCAAGUUAUUGUUGGAGAUUGGAGGUCACUUCAAUGGAAUUACCCAGAGCCCUGGUGUCUUGAAUGCAACAUCACCAUAUCCAACUCUUCCAGCUGUCGUUCUGCAGUGGCGGCACGCUGUGAGAGAGACUCCACUCUGCCGUGUCUCAGUGUACCUCAGACACUUGUCCUUGACAUCCAAAUGUUGUUCGGCGUUUGGCGUGGCAGCCGCCUUCUGUGAGUUAUGACGAUGGCUGCUCCGUUGACUCCUGAAAGAGGCUCCUUCUCUGCUUAGCAGUGAGCAGGUCACAUGAUGUAAUGAAGACGGGACGUCUGCUCUUCCAGGGGUCUGCCAACAGGAUAUGAGUAUUUUGAGUCCUGUGACGGAUAACAAAUCAAACGUUGCAGGGACUGUGGGAAGUCCGGAAGAGUACUCCAAAGCCAUGCAGUCGGAGGAGUUAUUUAGCAGGAAACUGAAGUCCUUAAAUGGUAGCAUGGGACCACCAGCUUCUAAUAUACAAGUCAAACCUGAAGGUCCAGGGAAGACAAAUGGCACGCCAGCCAUGCCUAAAAUGGGUGUUCGAGCUCGAGUAACAGAAUGGCCACCGAGGAAAGAUGGAUGGGAUGGACGGCCCUCGCCAAACUAUCAAAGUGUGAUACCAGUAUUCCAGAAUGGACAACAAGAACACACUGUGGAAAUUCUUGAGGAAGGAGAAUCCGUUUGUGUUGAGGUGGACUACUCAACAAAGUUUGCACUGAGCGACCUCCUCAGCCACUCACCUCUUAAAGGUCUCCAUCCGAUUCGUCAGCGCAGUAACAGUGACGUCACCAUAAGCGACAUAGACUCUGAGGAUAUUAUGGACGCUGUCAACCCAAACACUGGGGCUUCACUACACCGAGAAUAUGGAAGCACGUCUUCCAUCGACCGCCAAGGCCUCACCGGGGAUGGCUUCUUUACCUUGCUAAAGGGCUAUAGAGUAGACACCAUAGAUCAUCGCAGCAUACCGCCACUAGGCUUUCCUGAAUUGUUGCGCUGCGACGCUUCCCUGUCCCCUAGUUUGCAGACUGCAGCGCAGAUAGCCAGGGGGGAGAUUGUCCACAUUCCAGGAUACGACUACAUAGACAAUACUCUCCUCUACAGUCGGGAAAGGGAGAAGUCCUUUAUGAGGCGCCUCAAGUCAGAAUCAUCAGAACCUUCACUCUUCAGGAAAUUGCGGACCAUAAAAAGUGAAAGUGAUGCCUUGCGGCUCUCUAUGGAAGAGGACCGGCGACCCCUUAGUUUCCAGAAAUGCUUUGCCCAUUAUGAUGUACAGAGCGUUCUCUUUAACAUCAGUGAGGCGGUAGCUAGUAGAGCGAACCUAGGCCAGAGGAAGAACAUAACUACUGGGGCAUCUGCUGCCUCUGCUGGACCUGGUCAAGUGGGGCUGUGCGGGAUUGGGCCAGGGCCUGGACUCGGACCUAUAGCAAGUCCAGACAUUGGAGCAGGCGGUUGCAGCAAUGUAAAUGUCCCCAUGUUUGAGUCUCCCCUUGGCAGCAGAGAGGACUUGAACCCAAAAGAGAACUUGGAUGCAGAUGAUGGGGACGGGAAAAGCAACAGCUUGGUUUUGGGCUGUCCACACUUUCGCAAUGAGAUCGGUGGUGAGGGUGAACGAAAGCUCUCCCUCUCCAGAGCCAAUAGUGCCAACUACACUGGGGUGUCAGAGAGCUGUUCUUUCGAGUCAUCUCUCAGCUCUCAUUGCACCAACGCAGGAGUGUCUGUGUUGGAGGUGCCACGAGAAAGCCAGCCCAUCCACCGUGAGAAAGUCAAGCGCUACAUCAUCGAACACAUUGACCUUGGAGCCUACUACUACCACAAGUUCUUUUAUGGGAAAGAACAUCAAAAUUAUUUCGGGGUGGACGAAAAUCUUGGGCCCGUGGCAGUCAGUGUCCGCAGGGAGAGACUGGAUGAAGGAAAAGAGAAGGAUGGAAUGCAAUACAACUAUCGUGUCACCUUCAGAACAAGCCAGCUGACCACACUCCGGGGUGCCAUUUUGGAAGAUGCCAUUCCGUCCACAGCAAGGCACGGCACCGCCCGUGGGUUGCCGCUGAAGGAAGUGCUGGAGUAUGUGAUCCCAGAGCUCAACAUCCAAUGUCUGAGACUUGCCAUUAACUCACCGAAAGUUCCUGAGCAGCUUCUUAAACUGGAUGAGCAAGGGUUAAGCUUCCAGCACAAGGUGGGUGUGCUUUACUGCAAGGCGGGCCAGAGCACAGAGGAGGAGAUGUACAAUAACGAGAGUGCUGGCCCGGCGCUGGAAGAGUUCUUGGAUCUGCUCGGCCAGCGCGUGCGCCUCAAAGGCUUCACCAAGUACAGAGCUCAGCUGGAUAACAAGACGGACUCCACCGGCACACACUCUCUCUAUACCACCUACAAGGACUACGAGUUGAUGUUCCAUGUGUCCACCAUGCUCCCCUACACGCCCAACAACAGACAACAGUUAUUAAGGAAGAGGCACAUCGGCAACGACAUCGUCACCAUUGUGUUCCAGGAGCCAGGGGCCCUUCCUUUCACUCCCAAAAACAUCCGCUCGCAUUUCCAACACGUGUUUGUCAUCGUCAAGGUGCACAACCCCUGCACUGAAAACGUCUGCUACAGCGUGGCUGUAUCCAGAUCUAAAGACGUGCCCCCCUUCGGUCCGCCCAUUCCCAAGUCUGUGACGUUCCCCAAAUCAGCAGUUUUCAGGGACUUCCUGCUUGCCAAGGUCAUUAACGGAGAAAACGCCGCGCACAAAUCUGAGAAGUUCCGCGCCAUGGCGACUCGCACACGGCAGGAGUACCUCAAGGACUUGGCGGAAAACUUUGUCAGCACUGCUACUGUCGACUCCACUGUCAAAUUCAGCUUCAUUACGCUCGGAGCCAAGAAGAAGGAGAAGGUGAAGCCGAGGAAGGACGCACAUCUGUUCAGUGUUGGAGCAAUCACUUGGAGUGUUCUGGCCCGGGACUUCGGCCAGUCCAUGGAUGUGGACUGCUUGCUCGGCAUAUCCAACGAGUUCAUUGUCCUCAUUGAGGAGGAAUCCAAAAACGUAGUCUUCAACUGUUCUUGUCGUGAUGUCAUCGGAUGGACCUCAGGGAUUAUGAGCAUUCGGAUCUUCUACGAACGCGGGGAGUGUGUGAUGCUGUCGGCCCAUGACAACUGCGGAGAGGACAUCCGGGAGAUGGUGCAAAGAUUAGAGAUCACCACCAGAGGCUGCGAGACAUCAGAGAUGACCCUUCGUCGUAACGGGCUCGGCCAGCUCGGCUUCCACGUCAACUUUGAGGGCAUUGUUGCCGACGUGGAGCCGUUUGGCUUCGCCUGGAAAGCUGGACUGAGGCAGGGGAGUCGACUCGUGGAGAUCUGCAAGGUGGCCGUUGCUACUCUCACACAUGAGCAGAUGAUCGACCUGCUGCGCACCUCUGUGGCCGUCAAAGUGGUGAUCAUCCAGCCUCAUGAAGACGGAACCCCUCGAAGGGGCUGCUCUGAGCUCUACCGCAUACCCAUGGUGGAGUACAAAGUCGACAGCGAGGGCACGCCAUGUGAAUACAAGACGCCCUUCAGGAGAAACACCACCUGGCACCGGGUGCCCACGGCUGCUGCGCCACCUUUAUCCCGCGGGUCGCCCACUCAGGGCCCGGAUCGCCUGCAGUGCCAGCAGAUCCUGCAGCAGCACCAGGCAGCGAUCCCACGGAGCACAUCCUUUGAUAGGAAGCUGCCAGAUGGGUCCAGGACAAUGCAGGAUUUGGAGAAUCCUCAGGUCACCUCGUGUAACAAAGGAGACCAGCACUACCGCAGCUCGCCCAGCAACCAGUCGUCCUCCAGCGACCCGGGGCCGUGUGGCAGCAGCACCUGGCAACAGCCUGGAUAUGAUGGAUGUCCUUCUCCUAUCCUGCAUGAGCGCGUGGGAGACAUUCAAGGGGUGGACGUGGAGAUCCACAGAGAAAGAGAGCCCACUCUGGAGAGGACUCGAUCAGCAGAGGCCAAGUGGCACAUCCCGUCGACCAAAAUCCUGAACCCCCUGAAGCAAAGAGAAGGCAGCAAGGACUCCCCGAACAAGCUCUCGAGGACGGGUGACAAGAACUCCAGUCACUCGAGCAGCAACACACUCUCCAGCAACGCCUCCAGCAACAGUGACGACAAGCACUUUGGCUCCGGAGACUUGAUGGACCCCGAGAUGUUGGGUCUCACUUACAUCAAAGGGGCAUCCACGGACAGCGGCAUCGACACUAAUCCCUGCAUUCCGCCCGGGGCGAGGGUGCUGCUGCAGAGCCGCAUCGGGGAUCAGGGACAUGCCUGGGUAUCUGAACAUCACGAGGAUGGGGUGUCAGAGGAGGAUCAUGGGAAACUGUACCUGCCGCAAGGAUACGCGUCUGCCAUCAUGGCGUGCAGCGUGAAAGACGGCAGCAUCGGAGACUUGAGCGAGAUCUCGUCACACUCAAGUGGCUCACACCACUCUGGCAGUCCGCUGGCUCGCGGCGCCAGAUACUGUAUGUCAGCCGACUCCUCCAAGGUGUACACCAUCCCUCAGACCAACAGCUCAGGUCUCGGGCCAGAGCCGGAGCCUGAACAUGAGGCGGCUCCUGGUCCUAGCCCAGAGGCCUGUGGACAGACUCGCACUCAGCCGGUCGGCCAGCUCCAAGUGGGCAUGAAGACGACUCAUAAUGAUGAUGGUGACGAUGCCCACAGCCCGGAGGAGCCUCCCAACAUUUCAGAGUGUGGUGGAGCUGAGAGCUUGUUAGCUUUUCUUCUCAAUAUGCUGUCUGAGCGUUCAAGGCAGUUGUACGCACAGGAAGCCGCCUGCCGGCACCAAGCUGCAGAACAGGACGGCACUUCUCUGAAGAGACUUUCCAAAGAGGAGUAUGUUAAGAUGAUGCUGCCUGACAGUCCUCCAGGAGAUGACAGGAGUCGGAAGGUGGUGAUGGUGGGCGGUUUGUCUCCGCGGCGAUCCCUCUACAGAACUCUGUCGGACGAGAGCGUGUGCAGCAACCGCAAGGCCUCGUCGUACGCCAGCUCCCACAGCUCCAUGCUGGACCAGGCCUUGCCAAACGACAUCCUGUUCAGCACGACGCCACCGUACCACAGCACGCUACCACCGCGCAUGAUCCACAACCAGGGCGCGUCCAAUUUAAGGAAUGAGUUUUGGUUCUCUGACGGCUCCUUGGCGGACCGGUCCAAGUACGCCGACCCGGGCCUCAUGCCUCUCCCUGACACCGCCACAGGCCUGGACUGGUCUCACCUGGUGGAUGCGGCGAGAGCCUUUGAAGAUCAACGCGUGGCCUCGUUCUGCACCAUGACGGACAUGCAGCGGGCCGAGGCGCUGCAGAUUUCCAGGGAGCUGACCAGGCGGGUGGUGGAGGCGGAGGGAGCGGCACUUCAGGCAGACUCCCCGUCAACGUUGACCGGCAAAGUCAACCAGCUGGAGGUGAUUCUCCGGCAGCUGCAGCAUGACCUCAGAAAGGAGAAGGAGGACAAAGCGAUGCUCCAGGAGGAGGUGCAGCACCUGAGGCAGGACAACAUGCGACUCCAGGAGGAGAGCCAGACGGCGGCCGCGCAGCUCAGGAAGUUCACCGAGUGGUUCUUUCACUCCAUCGACAAGAAACCCUGAGAGACCAGUCCACCACUGAACUCCCUACUUAAGACUCCCUCAAGCCAAUUUAAAAGAGCGCAGCCCCGAGUGAUGUCCAGAUUUAGAGACUCUGUGUGGCCAAACUUGAAUCCCUGUUGUGGAACUUCUUUGUGGCGGAUCAGCGCAAGGCUGUUCUCCAUCCUUGCAGACUUCUGGAAGCGGGAGAGUGGUGUCGGCAGGGCCCCCGGGAUCUUCUUACAGUAGUGGAAUGUAAAGCUCAUUUACUGUAGUCAACAUGUAAUCUACCUACGUUUGUCAGUCUUCUGCACUGUAUGCUCAGCUGUACUGUAUCAUACCACACACACUUUCACGCAGCUGUUUCUGUGCCGGCCCUCACCAACGCAGGGAGUGAGGAAGAGGAGGAGGAGGAAUGUACUGGACUUGAUGAAGUGGUACAAACUGUUUCGUGGCAGUCGAGUGAAGCGCAGCGGGAGAAAAAAAAUGAAUGUAGCUCAACUGAAACCAUGUUUUCUGGACGUUUUCUAUCCUCACAAAAGGAAUCUCUCAUUUUGGUUUCUUCAGUGUCGUCACACAGCAGUAAGUUCGGUGUUUCAAGGUGCUUCUUUCCCCUCACACGUCUGUCAGUAGUUUCACUGUCACACUGUCCUAGCAAUAACAAAGUGGUAGAUGCAAAACUGUGGAUUUUUUUUUCUCGAUUAUUUCCUUUUUUUUUUUGUUUGUUUUUUUAGAAAAAGAGCAGUUAGCACAAACGUUCCUGUGGAGAAGUAUUCGACGAUGUAUUUAUAACGCAGGAAGGAGACCGUGCCUCAAACUCUCGGUUCUAAAUGGAUUGUUUCGCUGUGCUUUUUCGUAUAAACACAUGCCUUGUCUGUGGCUCACUGAUCAGAAGUGACGUGUAUGAACAUGUGUGAGUAGUUCGUCACAGCUAAGUGUGUUCUAAUGCAGUCGACCUUAGAGCCAGCGCCGGUGAACCACACUUACAAUGCCAAAUGUGUUUAUGUGUGUACAUAUCUGCCACAGAAGUGUCUUGUAUUUAACACUAUUAUUUAAGCUUAUUUAACCUAAAGUUGUUUAUUUUAUUAAGGGUAUUUGUUUUCUGCACUAAGGAGAGAUAAAGCUCUGUGUAUGUUGUAAAGUGUGUAGCUUGCCAGGGCAACAAAAAAAAAAGACAGACAAACUAUAUAUUUAAAUAUAUGAUGAUUUUGGAGAUUCCAACAUUUGGAUGCUGCUAGACAACAGUUUGCUGGUUUGUAUGCUUUUAAAAAUGUCUCUCUGUAUGUAAGCAGUCUCCUCGCAGGUGAGACUCUGGUUGCUUUUUAUUUGUUCUUUUUUUUUUAAAUAAAUGUAGUUGUAAAAAUAUGUUCU
This is a messenger RNA of Synchiropus splendidus (mandarinfish), 7084 nucleotides long. Its product is annotated as signal-induced proliferation-associated 1-like protein 2. Gene Ontology annotation, molecular function: protein binding; GTPase activator activity. Gene Ontology annotation, cellular component: cytoplasm. Bases 485 to 5737 code for a protein of 1750 amino acids. The transcript has 23 exons. Lineage: Eukaryota; Metazoa; Chordata; Actinopteri; Syngnathiformes; Callionymidae. Gene Ontology annotation, biological process: activation of GTPase activity; regulation of small GTPase mediated signal transduction. The record is from RefSeq and is a predicted model, not a curated record.